This is a messenger RNA of Propithecus coquereli (Coquerel's sifaka), 1458 nucleotides long. RefSeq names its product potassium channel, voltage gated subfamily E regulatory beta subunit 5 (gene KCNE5). The record is from RefSeq and is a predicted model, not a curated record. The coding region runs from base 148 to 576 and encodes 142 amino acids. Gene Ontology annotation, cellular component: membrane. The transcript has a single exon. Lineage: Eukaryota; Metazoa; Chordata; Mammalia; Primates; Indriidae. Gene Ontology annotation, molecular function: transmembrane transporter binding; delayed rectifier potassium channel activity; potassium channel regulator activity. Gene Ontology annotation, biological process: regulation of heart rate by cardiac conduction; ventricular cardiac muscle cell action potential; negative regulation of delayed rectifier potassium channel activity.
CGCCCGCCCGAGAGCCGGGUGCCGCCGCCACCGUCGCCGUCGCGGUCGCCGCGCUCUGCCUGCCUGCCGGCCCGCUCGCUCGCUUCCUCUCGCUGGGGGGGAAAGGUCAUCAGCGUCCUGGAGCCACCGUGUCACUCCCCGACAGCCAUGAACUGCAGCGAGAGCCAGCGGCUGCGAACCCUCCUGAGCCGCCUGCUGCUCGAGCUGCACCAUCGGGGCAACGCCAGCGGCCUGGGCGCCGGCGCCGGCCCGAGUAUGGGCAUGGGGGUCGUGCCUGACCCCUUCGUGGGCCGCGAGGUGACCAGCGCCAAGGGCGACGACGCCUAUCUCUAUAUCCUGCUCAUCAUGAUCUUCUACGCCUGCCUGGCCGGAGGCCUCAUCCUGGCCUACACCCGCUCCCGCAAGCUCGUCGAGGCCAAGGACGAGCCACCCCAGGCCCGCGCCGAGCACGAAUGGGCCCCGGGAGGCGCCCCGGCCGCCGACGCUGAGACUGCCGCGGGCUCUCCGGCCGAGGGCCGCCGCCAGCUCGCCCCCGGGGGGCUCCCUGUCCUCACCCAGGGCACCGAGCGGGUCUAGAACCACAGCCCCUGCUUGCUCUCGCGUCCUCCUCUUCUCGCUUAGCCCUGGGCGCAGCUCCCGCCCUUUCCUCCCCUUCCAGGGUUCGCCUCACCUAAGGCCCAGACAAUGAGGAGAGGCCAGGAGACCUUGUCUGGAAGCCCCUGGAAGGAGAAGCAUCACCCUACCCACUCCUGGCCACUUUCUCCCUCCUCACCCCCACCCCGCACAUCCAACUGCACUAAACUGCCUCUGCUCUCUUGUCUUCAGACAGCCCUGACACUAUGCUCCAGACCUCUGGGAACUGAAUCCAACACGUCCAACACUUGGCAUUGAACUGAAGCAAUGAAGUCUAUCAGAACUCUGGGCCGUCUAACUGGCAGCUGCCCCAGGGGCUGCCAGGGACCUCUCACUCUGCAGAGCCAGCGGGCUUUGCCAUCACUGCCAGGCCGGCUGCAGCAGCUCCAGCUUCCCGUUGCCUUAGGGACAGAGACAAAGAAAACGAAGAGACCUCAGACAUCUUUUCCCUCCCUCUCUCUUUCAGCAGGGAGCUAGCAGGACACUAGGUCCAGUCUGUGGGAUAGAAUGGAUUUAAUGGGGACUGAAGGGGGGCGGGGAGGCUCAGCAGGGGGAAGAUCUAUGAACCCAACUGUAUGGUUUUCUUGUCUCCUCAGUUGUCAUCCCAAAGGUAACUUGCCUGAUUUUUUUUAGUAGCUUUGCCAUCUUCUUCUGUGGGUAAACAUUACUGGGUGUAUCACCCCAAUACUUCCAAAUGCCUCUUCUAAACUGAUUCAGUUGUUAUCACAGUGUCUGCUCCAUCCAUGGAGCAUGAGGCUCCGAUGUCCCCUGCUCUGUAACCCUGGGAAUGUCAGAGGCAGGUAAUAAAGGUUGUUUAAACAAUAA